Ailuropoda melanoleuca (giant panda) is the source of this 4039-nucleotide messenger RNA. RefSeq names its product thiamine transporter 2. The record is from RefSeq and is a predicted model, not a curated record. Gene Ontology annotation, biological process: transmembrane transport; vitamin transport. Gene Ontology annotation, molecular function: thiamine transmembrane transporter activity. NCBI's taxonomy places the organism in Eukaryota, Metazoa, Chordata, Mammalia, Carnivora, Ursidae. Gene Ontology annotation, cellular component: plasma membrane.
AAAUAAAAUAAAAAUUAAAAUAAAAUAAAAUAUAAAAUAAAAUAAAAUAAAAUAAAAUAAAAUAUAACACAGUGACUAUAAACAUUAACUCUGGAGCCAGGAUGCCCGGACAAAAACCCAGACUUCUCCGUUUACUAGCCUCACUGCCUUCUGUCUCACUUUCUUCAGUGCAGAAUGGGCAUCCUAACUGUACCUCUCUCACAUGUUUUUGGGAAAAGUAAAUGGAUUUAUAGGCAAGGACAUAUUUAUAAAUAGAUCCACAUUGCAUUCAGUUCAUCCUGCUUUAUUACACUGAUAUAUCAGGAUAUUACUUUAAAUUGCUCCUUUCGGGUUCAGGUACAAGGGGUACCAGGUUAGUGUUUGUGGGCAGAUCUCCGAUUUCCUCCUCUGAGUUUGAAGGUGCCUGAGACCUGUAAUCAGCACAUGCAAAACAUUGGGGGCGGGGCUCCAGGGCUCCUUGUGCGGCAAGCUCCCGCUCCCGCCCCUACAGUCUGCGCCAGGCUUCCCCCGGUGGGUCGGCGGAGGGAGCCUGUCGCGGGGGCUUGUUCUCUGGGGAUGUGAGCGAUCUGGCAAGCAGACACCCCCUCCUCUAGGAGGCAGUUGGGAAGGAAGCUUUAUUGAGCAACUAUCAUGUGCCAAGAACCAGAUUGAGCAGUUCCUGGGACAACCUCAUGAGACCAGAGGCUAGAUCGAUCGAACCAUAGACGUACAGAGAAGAAACAGCCUGGAAAGGCAUGAUUACUUCAUCAGCAAAUGUUUCACACGAGCCAAAAAGAAUGACGCCAUAUAUGACAAAACGGAAUCCGAAAUGUGUGUUAAUAAAGACCGCUUGUAUCUACUUUUGCGGUGGUUUUGACCAGAACCAGAAGUAAUCUGGCCUGCCUGUUGAGGAUGUGGGCCUAAUUCACACUUUUUGAAGUUGUCUGGAGAGCUUCAUUUCAGCAAAGAUUCCCUGGUGUUUGCUUUGGUCAUGGUUUUUUGGGGGGGCUGGGGGGGAGGAUACAUAGAGCCUCAUGAGUGGGUGGUAGGUGAUAGGACUACUUCCCUGUUUUCUGAGAUUCUAAGUCACUUAAUACAAAAUUCAAGAAAAACGAGAUUAUUUUAGUUCUAACAUUCAGGAAAACAGUGUUUUUGAUAUGUUUACCUCUCCGUGUUUCAGAAAGAUCUGUUCCUCUGGGUUUUUUUCUAAUGAGAUUCCAAAAGAGGGUGGCUGCGGAAGAGGUGGGUUCCAGUGUCGCAAGCCCUCAGAAGGGGGUGGGCUUUGGUGUAUAAAGACAUUGCUCUUGACAGCUCCGUUCUGAAGGACUCCAGACUCCCAGGAGAGGGAGGGGCAUUGUAACAGGGAUUCCCAGCAGGGAACAUCAGGAAGGAGCAGGAGUGGGAUCUGAAGGCCGGAAACUGGACUCAGUUCUAGAAAGAAAGAAACUCAGGACACAAAAGGAACAGCCAUGGAUUGUUUCAAAGCCUCACCAAGUCGUUCCUGGAUUUAUCCCACCGUGAUCCUGUGCUUAUUUGGAUUUUUCUCCAUGAUGAGACCCUCAGAACCCUUCGUUAUCCCAUAUUUAUCUGGACCAGAUAAAAACCUGACCAGCUCAGAGAUCACAAAUGAGAUCUUUCCGGUUUGGACAUACUCAUACCUGGCGCUGCUGCUGCCCGUGUUCGUCCUCACCGAUUACGUCCGCUACAAGCCCGUCAUCAUCCUGCAAGGGAUCGCCUUCGUCGUCACCUGGCUGCUGCUCCUGUUUGGCCAGGGAGUGAAGGCCAUGCAGGUGGUGGAAUUCUUCUACGGGAUGGUCACCGCCACCGAGGUGGCCUACUACGCCUACAUCUACAGCGUGGUCAGCCCCGAGCACUACCAGAAGGUGAGCGGCUACUGCAGAAGCGUCACGCUCGUGGCCUACACAGCGGCCUCGGUGCUGGCCCAGCUCCUGGUGUCCCUGGCCAGCCUGUCGUACUUUCACCUCAACGUCAUAUCCUUGGUCUCCGUCUCUGUGACCUUUCUUUUGUCGCUUCUCCUACCGAUGCCUAAGAAGAGCAUGUUUUUUCAUGCAAAAUCCAGCAAAGAAGUACAGAAGCCACCGAAUAAAAAUGUGGCGUUAGAUGGACCUUACAAAGUUAGCGCACCAGGCGGCGAAGAGAAACCCACUUCAGAAAUACCCACCAUUUCAGGGAACCUGGAUGGUGGUCCGGUGAGCAGCCCGAUGCCACGAAAUGUGGUGUGGAGUGUUUUUGUGCAGUGGUUCCAAGAUUUGAAGGAGUGCUACUCCUCGAAGCGUCUUUUUUACUGGUCCCUGUGGUGGGCCUUCUCCACAGCAGGUUUUAACCAGUUGAACUAUGUUCAAAUCCUGUGGGAUUACAAGGCACCGUCCCAGAGUUCUGCAGUCUAUAAUGGGGCAGUGGAAGCUAUUGCAACCUUUGGAGGGGCUGUGGCUGCCUUUGCAGUAGGCUAUGUGAAAGUCAACUGGGAUCUUCUGGGAGAGUUGGCUCUAGCCUUCUUCUCCAUCUUUAGUGCAGGCUCUCUGUUUCUCAUGCAUUACACGACCGACAUCUGGGCAUGCUAUGCUGGUUAUUUGAUAUUCAAGUCCAGCUAUAUGCUUCUUAUAACCAUAGCAGUAUUUCAGAUUGCAGUUAAUCUGAGUGUGGAACGCUAUGCCCUGGUGUUUGGAAUGAACACCUUCGUGGCCCUGGUGAUUCAGACAAUUAUGACAGUGAUCGUAGUAGAUCAGAAAGGACUCAACCUGCCAAUCAGCAUACAGUUUUUAGUUUAUGGGAGUUAUUUUGUGGUUAUUGCUGCCAUUUUUCUAAUGAGAAGUAUGUACAUCAUCUACUUAACCAAAUGCCAAAAGCAAGCACAGAGCUCUGCUGCAAGUCAGACUCCAGAUGAGCCCCGCCCAGAGGGACUAAAGAAUGUCAUCACAGGAACAAAGCUUUAACCUUACGGCAGCUACUGCAUUCACUGAGCAAGGAGCCUAUUGGUCACAAAGUCACCGAGUCCCAUAAACUGACACACUUCCUAAGUCUGGAUUUCAAUGAACCUUUACAAAACCACAACAGAAUCUCAGAUCAGACACUACAUGCCCAGCUGGAUGCAGUUGACAAGGCCAGUCAUCUCAGUCAAAUAGCCCCCGUAGAGGAUUGGGAAAUUCUGGUUUUGAUUACUCACUAGGACAUAAAAUGGCAUGGAAACAAACCAUGAGAAAACUCCAGUCAUCCUGCAGUUGAUGUUCCCUAUUCAUAAGCAGAAAUACUAACUCAACUGACCUCUCUGCUUAGUUUAGAUAUUUGUUUUAUCUUACCAAAACAGGCAAGAGAUGGGACAUUUUUUGUCAGUAGCCAUUUUCCUCCUUCUUCCAUUAAGUGUAUAUCUAUGUGACUUGCAGUUGCCUGCGAGAAUUUCAAGGUCUGGUCCCAUCUCUAAGGACCCCUCUUCAAUCCUGACAACAUGCUAUUAUUCACAAGCCAUUAUUUGAUAAUAUCACCAUUUAACUUUGUCAUGAUUACUUUUUACUUUGUGUUCUGCUGAGCUUUGUUGUUGAAACUCUACCUCAGGAAGAGCCCCAGACAUUCCUGUGUGUCCAUGGAAGUCAAUCCCCGGUGGCUCUAGGGGAGGCAAUGAGCUUUCUCCUUACCAUGACCCCAGACAGGUGUUUUAAUGCUAUGUCAGUGUGAUCUCUGUCUAAAACAGAAAAACUUAAGUAAAAAUUUCCAGGAGUUUCUAAAAGUAUUUGUAAGAAAACACUGAUGGGGUGGGGGAACACCUAAUUUUUAAAAGGCCGACUUUGUGCUACAUAAAAUAAUGUGUGCAAAAAUAUUAAAGAGCCUUUCUAAAUUUUUGAUGACUUGUGCUGAGAAUCAUCUGUGCUUGCGUCCUUUGAAACUGCAAUAGAGGACACAUGGAGCAAUGGAAAUAAAGAAUGCUGAUUCAAGAUUUGUGUUUCAAAUAUACUUUUCUCUUCUCCAGAUUCUAAAAUUCGAUCACUGGACUGAAAAUAAGAUUCAGCCCCAAAGCCAACACUUACUUAGUAGGGAAAACUAAUGA